Molecule: messenger RNA, 1635 nt
Organism: Varanus komodoensis (Komodo dragon)
Lineage: Eukaryota; Metazoa; Chordata; Lepidosauria; Squamata; Varanidae
Gene: SPEGNB
Product: SPEG neighbor
Exons: 5
Coding region: 334-1098 (254 amino acids)
Biological process (GO): homophilic cell-cell adhesion
Cellular component (GO): plasma membrane
Molecular function (GO): protein binding
Source: RefSeq, a predicted model, not a curated record
AUAAGAAGAACACAGUAUGGAUCACCUGUAUCCUGCCAUUUGUUUUAAAAACGCAUAAGGUGGGUAAUACCAAGCCUAAACAGCAUUCAGUCCAGUCUAGUCUAGUCCAGAACAAUCAAUAUAAUAAAUGCAGUAAGAUUUCUCCAGGGCUCCAUGGGCAAAAUGCAGGAAGAACAAAUGCAUUAGGGGAAAGGCAGUUCUGUGUGAAUUCCUCUUUCUGUAACCUGCUUAAUUUCACCCAUCAGGCUGAGAGUGCUGGUGUCCUGCAAUGGGUAAACCGCUUUCGGAGGACAGCAGGAAUAAUGAAAUGGUCCACUGUGGUGAUGUGGAGGCAUGUUCACAUCAACUACUCUACAAAUCGCACCCAUGAGCAGCUCUGCCCAGAAAAUGUCAAAAGCGGCCCCCAAGAAGUCAGCAGCCCCUCCCCCACCAGGAUUCUCCCUGGACAUCAACGACCCACAGGUGCAGAAUGCCGCCAUCCGCAUCCAAGCCUCCUACCGUGGACACAGGUCCCGCAAGGAACUGAAAGAGAAGGGCCCCCCACGGGUGCUAGAGAACCUCAAGGAUGUGAUGCUGAUCGAAGGGAGCGCAGCAAAGCUACAAUGCCGCAUCAGUGCCUUUCCAGACCCCUUCAUCCGUUGGUCCAAAGACGGGGUGGAACUCAAGGAUGGGCCAAAGUACCGCUAUGUCUUUGAGGAUCCUGACAUUGUAGCCCUGGUGGUACGUGAUGGUGGCCUUCCUGACCUGGGCAAGUACACCAUCUCUGUGAAGAACCCCUUUGGAGAGUGCUUUGACUCAGCCCGCCUCCUCAUAGAAGUACCUGCCAAAAUCGAGAAGGGCCCCGAUAGCACGAAGGCCAAGAAGGGCAGCACAGUCAACUUGACAGCCCACAUCAGUGGGGAACCAGCACCUGACGUUGGCUGGGCCAAGGAUGGUGAGGAUAUUGAAGAGGAUGACCAUAUAUACUUCAAUAUCGGCAGUGACUCAACAACUCUCACCAUCAAGAAGGUGACGCCGGCUGAUGCUGGGAAGUACGAGGUCUUUGUGGAGAACAGCCUGGGCAUGGACCAGUCCUUUGCGCGCCUCGAUGUGAUCUGAGCUCUUGCCCUCCAUCUGAUUGCUCCCCGCAAAGAAACUCUAUCCUUGCUGCCAAGUACAGUCCAGAAAAUUGCACUGCCUAAUCCUGUGAACUGGCUGGGCAAAAAGAAUGGUGCUCAAAGCUGGGGAAAGCAAGUUAGCCUCUCUCUCUCCCACAAUGGUGCUGUAGGUCUAUGAUGCCCCCUAAGAGGCAAUAGAGUCGUGCAGUUUCUCUCGCUCGCCUGCACUCUCCCACCAAUGCAAUUCUGCCUUCUUGGGGGCAAAAUGCCUUCCCCGACUCAUGGGCAAGUAUUCCCCACCCUGCCUCAGGGCUGAGUCCAUUUCUGGGGCCGGUGGGGCCAUCCCCCUGCCAGUCAACGGCUUUCUGAAGUGCUCCACAGAUGGCAGCAGUCUCCGAAAAGCCUUUGCUGAGGGGCAUUAACAGAGAAUGGCCUUUCCCCAGCACCUCAGCCAGAGUGAACCAUCCCAGGGCCUCCAGACUCUUUCUGACCUGUUUUCUUGCUAUAUGAACUCAAUAAAACAAAUUGAUUAUACAAA